This is a messenger RNA of Stegastes partitus (bicolor damselfish), 5275 nucleotides long. RefSeq names its product acyl-CoA synthetase long chain family member 3b (gene acsl3b). The coding region runs from base 360 to 2495 and encodes 711 amino acids. Gene Ontology annotation, molecular function: long-chain fatty acid-CoA ligase activity. Lineage: Eukaryota; Metazoa; Chordata; Actinopteri; Pomacentridae. Gene Ontology annotation, cellular component: plasma membrane; endoplasmic reticulum; lipid droplet. Gene Ontology annotation, biological process: long-chain fatty-acyl-CoA metabolic process; neuron differentiation; long-chain fatty acid metabolic process. The transcript has 15 exons. The record is from RefSeq and is a predicted model, not a curated record.
AUUGGAUAUCUUCCGGGCUGGUAGCACUGGCCCGGUGAUGCUCAGAUUUACAAUUUCACUGAAUUAUAUUUUUGUUACAGACUCACCGUUGUGAUUUAUAACCACACACACUGUGUUAAGAGAUUGUGUCAAUAUCCCGUCAGAGCUCUGGUCACAAGGACAAAGACGCUCGAGCCGGUACCGCAGCGACUCAGACGUAGCGGUUGAGAAAAGAGGUCCAUUUGAUUUGCUGCAAAAAAAGAAACCUCCGCCUGCAACCUUCACCUCCAGCAGCGGGCCAAAAACACGUACAGAGCAGAGGCGAGUACAGCGUGUCUUUGCGCUUCAGGUUCGAUUCGGCACUCACUUCAUCGUCAAAGAUGAAGUUGAAGGAGGAUAUGAACCCCCUGCUGCUGCAGGUUUUCCGCUCCGUGGUCUGGGUCUACUCCGUCAUAACCUUUAUACCCUGGUACUUCUUCUCGGGUGCUGGCACCAAUUUGGAACGAGCCCGCCGGAUCAAGGCACGCUCGAUUAGCGGAAACCCAGCAGGGCCUUACAGAGCCAUCAACAGCCAAGAGAGGCUGGUAGCGUGGCUGCACCCCGGGGUGGACACCGUGGACAAAAUGUUUGACUUCGCUGCAAAGAGAUUUCCACAGAGGGACUGUCUGGGGACCAGGGAGGUGCUCAGCGAGGAGGACGAGCUCCAGCCAAACGGCAAGGUCUUCAAAAAGGUAAUUCUAGGGAAAUAUAACUGGCUGUCAUACGAGGACGCCUACCACGCAGCAAAGUGCUUUGGUAGCGGUCUGGCAGCUCUCAGCCAGAAGCCUCAGUGCAACAUCGCCAUCGUCUGCGAGACCAGAGCCGAGUGGAUUCUGGCAGCACAGGCUUGCUUCAUGUACAAUUUCCCACUGGUGACCCUGUACGCCACUCUCGGGCCCAUGGCCAUCGCUCACGGCCUGAACGAGACCGAAGUCACGCACAUCAUCACGAGCAAAGACCUGCUUCAGAGCCGUCUCAAGGCCAUUCUGUGUGACGUUCCGAGGCUGCGGUAUGUCAUCGUAGUGGACAGCAAACCCACGAGCUGGCCAGACGUCCCCAGAGGCAUCAUGGUCUACAGCAUGGACGCUGUGAAGGAGAUGGGAUCCAAGCCUGACAAUAUUGCAGUCGACCGCAGACAUCCAGAGCCUUCAGACAUCGCAGUCAUCAUGUACACCAGCGGCUCCACAGGCAUCCCCAAGGGUGUCAUGAUCUCCCAUGGCAACCUCAUUGCCGGCAUCACAGGCAUGGCCGAGCGAAUCCCUAACCUCAAUGAGACAGAUACCUACAUUGGCUACCUGCCGUUGGCCCACGUUUUAGAGCUCAGCGCAGAACUGGUGUGCAUCUCUCACGGCUGUCGCAUCGGCUACUCCUCUCCUCAGACUCUAGCAGAUCAGUCCACCAAGAUAAAGAAGGGCAGCAAAGGAGACACCAGUGUGCUGAAGCCUACUCUCAUGGCUGCUGUGCCGGAGAUCAUGGAUCGAAUCUACAAGAAUGUAAUGACCAAAGUGGAGGAAAUGAGCAAACUGCAGAAGACGCUCUUUGUGCUGGCCUACAACUACAAGAUGGAACAGAUCUCCAAGGGCUACGGCACGCCUCUCUGUGACAGCUUGGUGUUCCAACGGGUGCGUGCUCUCUUGGGAGGGAACACACGGGUGCUGCUUUCAGGCGGCGCUCCACUCUCGGCUGCCACGCAGCGGUUCAUGAACAUCUGUCUGUGCUGCCCCGUGGGGCAGGGAUACGGCCUGACGGAGACCUGUGGAGCUGGAACCAUCAGUGAGGUUUGGGACUACAGCACAGGACGAGUUGGUGCUCCACUGGUUUGCUCAGAGAUCACACUGAAGGACUGGGAGGAGGGCGGUUACUACAGCACAGACAAGCCCAACCCACGGGGCGAGAUUCUGAUCGGCGGGCCCAACGUGACCAUGGGCUACUACAAAAACGAGGGCAAGAAUCACGAGGGCUUCUUCGUGGAUGAGAAAGGCCAGAGGUGGUUCUGCACCGGAGACAUCGGAGAAUUCCACCAUGACGGAUGCCUUAAGAUUAUCGAUCGCAAGAAAGACCUGGUGAAGCUGCAGGCAGGAGAAUAUGUCUCCCUAGGAAAAGUGGAGGCUGUUCUGAAGAACUGCCCAUUCAUCGACAAUAUCUGUGCCUAUGCCAACAGUGACCAAUCAUACGUGAUCGGCUUUGUGGUGCCGAACCACAAGCAGCUAAUGGCACUGGCAGAGCAGAGGCAAGUGACAGGCACGUGGGAAGAGAUCUGCAACAACUCCCAGAUGGAGAAAGAGGUCCUCCGCAUCAUUACCGAGGCUGCCAUUUCAGCAAAACUGGAGCGGUUCGAGAUCCCCAAGAAGAUCCGACUGAGCGCCGAGCCGUGGACGCCAGAGACCGGCCUGGUCACCGACGCGUUCAAACUGAAGCGCAAGGAGCUCAAAACGCACUACCAAGAAGACAUUGAGAGAAUGUACGGCGGGAAAUAACACACAGACACACUCCAAACAAGCACAUUGAGCACACACACUCGCACACAUACACAAGGAGCUCAAAACGCCACGACCAGGACUACUUGGAGAGGAGUUCUACUUUAGUUACAGGUAACACACACACACACACACACACUCACACAUGCAUUGUUACACAAAGAGACCCAUGCGCCUCCUCCACAGCUUCCCUGCGACCAGCUUCGAUCAAAGCAGGGGGGAGGAGGAGGGGGGGAAGGGAGGGGGGGGAAGGAAAACUCCUGAAUGCAGCUUAAACGCUCUCUGUCAAGACCAAGAAGCAGAAAGGUCCCCUCACAAGACAGCUGAGCCAGCCGGGCGACGCACGGCGCGACGCACUGGCCCACUCCUCUUUGAUGGAUUUAGCCCUUUGAGUUGCUAUGACUACCGAGGCGGCACAAGGAAGUCGGACCUUUUGCAUGACUCGAAGUGAAACAAAUGUCAGGCUUCAUGACGGCGCGUCCUCCUCUGUUGCUUUUUCUCCCUCCUCCGCUGGUCUCCGGAGCCUUCCACCAGUACAGCACGGUUGCUCGGACAUGUUUGGCAGAUACCUGGCAGGGACACGGGGUAGCAUGAGCCUGACAGAGGUGAUCCCUGAGUAACAUUCAGGUUGGAAAUCUUUGCAGGGAUCUCUGAUAUCUUUUAAUGAUUUGUGUAUCUGUUAUUGCUACUUCAUGUUUGGUUUGUCAGCUUUUGAAACCCAUUUGAUGCGUGUUGUGUUUUUUUUCUGUGUGAGGAGUCGGUGUUGCGAAGCCAUGAGAGAUUGAGCAUUACGAUGUUUAUAGCUACGUUUUUUUUUUCUUACGGUUAUUUUAUUAUGGCGGUGUUGUUCACAAGGGGGUCAUUUCUCUUUGGGGUUUUUUUUUUAUUAUUUCCAUUUUGUUGUUGCUAAUUGUACUUUCAUGAGCUUUGUUUACAUGCUUUUUUAACAUUUUUUUAAACUCGUUUUCCUCUAAUUAUUCGCCUGUGUCCCACAAACUUUGUACAUUUGAGUAUGUGUUUACUGACUAUGACAAGCAAUUAAGUCUUCAGCCCUUUCUGCUCCCGGCCUUUGCGGCAGAGUCAGUGGUAAACGGCGUCCACUGGGGGUGUUUUUUUUGGGGGGGUUAUUUCGUCGGUUCGUUGACGUACGCUAGCCCUGCCGCGUCUGCCACAUAUUCCUCCAAUCAUGACCAAUGCACCGUAUGGAUGUCUCCAAGGGAACUCAGCUUACUGUAGAGAAGUAGUUACGAAACUUUCAUCGAUUGCUGUCCCAGUUCUUUUUUUUUUUUUGGUGCAACCGUACAUGUUAACCUUUCUACUCUAGGUCUAGUUACUUUUAUCUUCUUUUGUUCUUUUUUUUUACUUACAAAUAUGAAAUACAAAAUGAAUGUGCAAUAUUUAUACUCAAGUAUGUAAGAAGGAAAAACGCACAGACAACAGCCCUUCCAUUAAUGUUAGACCUCCACUUCAGUGCAGAUCGGAAGGCCUGUAGGAGACAAAAUCAUAGGCAUAAUAAUAAUAAUCAAUACGGUAGAGAGACACUGAUAGGGAAGUUAGAUGUAGCCCGUUUUGAACGUACUGUGCUUUAAAAAAAAAAGGUUUUUUUUUAAUAAGACUGUAAAGUGAAAAUGUAAUAUUUGGCAUUGUAGAAAUUGCAUGACGAUAAGAGUGCGACUGUACCAAAGCACCUGAACAUAAGAGAGAAUUGCACUCCACCUGGAGAAGCUCUUUACGGAUACACUCCAUGUAGUCGUGAGUAUAUAGAAUAAGCUCAGUUCACUUCAGAGUAACAUUUCUGUAUCUUCAGAUCGGUUUUAUGUGUACGAUACUGUAUGUGCAAUGUAUAUAAAAGGGUCUACAGUACUACAGGUCACCUGCCGUUUAUUAGAAGUUGCGUAAAAUGUACAUUAGGUUUUCAGACGGGUGGCGAUGUUCUCCGAGGGACUUUCUUGCUUCAGUAUUUCUUUCUUCUCUUUAGGUUUAGGGACAGAAGAUUACACGGUGUUUGGUCAGCGCUCCUCUAUAAGGUCGAUAUCUUUGUUGCAGCCGCCUUUUUCUGAAUGCAAAACCCUGCUUUGCUCACAGCCAAGACCGAGCAGCGAUAACUACAGUCAGGUACUCUAACGACGUCCCUUAUCAGAUGCCUACUAGCUACAUACAGGAGGGUUGUUUGUCCGUACCAUCGUGACAAAGCAGAAGCUCAUUCCUCCCUGUUUUUUCUACAAACAUUUUUCUCUCCUGACAUUUCAGUGAAAAGUCAGUAGCUUACUGUUGCUGUUUGCUGCUUUUUUUUCUCUGCCUGGCUAGGGGCGACUAGUUGCCUUUUUGUUCUUCCCCGACACACAUGAACUGUCUUCAGGGGGGUCUUAAGAAUGUGAAGCACUCCUCCACGUUCCGUCGAUGGCACACGCGUCCCGCCAACAGAACUUGACGACAAGGCAAAGACGGCGGGGUGAUGCAAAGAUGAAUUUCACCGCUCUCUGUUGUGUCCACUUGCUUUGUAAAUAAGUUGUCUGGGAGGGGAGGAGAGGGGGGCUCGAUGAUCAAAGUUCAGCAAAACUACCAAUAAGUACAGGUGUACAGCCUCCUGUUCAUAUAUUUAAUAAUCUCUUCUUAUUGGCCAGUUUUGGUGGAGGGCGGGGGGGGGGGAGGUGUUCUUGUUUUGUGUGGUUUAAGUGGCCCUGCAAACUGAGCUACUGCAAGUGUCUCCUUCCUUUUUAUUUAUUUGUGAUUUGGCCUUGGAAAAAUUAUGUAAUGAAAUAAACGAGUUUGUGUUGUAA